AUGGGGUCACUCAGCAGCGCCACUGAAACUGAAGACCCUAAACAAGCCUCUGCUGUUCCCCCUGAUCAGAACCCGAAGACAAAUGAAAACAAUCCAGUCACAGAUGGUGAGAGUCGAGCAAGUUCCCAGAUUGUCGUAACAUCUUCAGCAACCUCUUUCUCUAAUGGGGCAGGUGGGGUGGAAAAUAGGAACCCUUCAGAACCAACAGCUACCUCCAUGGGACCCAAACAACAAACAGCUUUAGAAUUGCUCACUGCUGCAGACAUGGCACAUACAUACCCAGGAAUAGAUGGUAGGGAAAACAGCAGUAGCCGUUCUAUGCCAUUUCCUGGCGCUAACAAAGGCCCGGCAUUUGCUGACGGCUUAGCUUCUGCCUUCUCAAAUACACCAAACAGCACUGACACCGAGAGACACCGUUUCUGUAAAAUUCCAGGGACUGAAGAACAAAAGGGAGCCCAAGGUGAAAAAGGGAGUACGGAUCAACUAAGGCUUGCUAGAACUACAGGAGAAGCUGGGAACCCUGGCCCUAUUGGCCUUCAGGGACUGAAGGGAGAUAAAGGGGAUUUGGGGGCGUCUGGUCCAAAAGGUGACCCUGGAGUAAAAGGAGAUCCCGGAGAGAAAGGAGAAAGAGGCCUAGCAGGCGAGACAGGAGCACAAGGUUUGGCAGGGCCACCAGGGAUUCAAGGGCCUCCAGGUAUGAAAGGAGAUCCAGGGGUAGAUGGAAUGGCGGGUGUUCCUGGAGAACAGGGGCUGAUUGGACUUCCUGGCAGAAAAGGAGAAAAAGGACAGAAAGGAGACUGCAACCCAGUCGAAUCCAUAGCAUUCUCAGCUGGCCUUCUGAAAAGGAGAAGCUUUCCCUUGCCAGGAUCCCCAGUGAGAUUUGAGAAGAUUUUCCUGAAUGAAAACGAACCCUAUCAUGCUGAAACUGGCAUAUUUACUGCAAGCACAGGGGGUAUCUAUUCUUUCAGUUACCACUUGAGUGUUUCCACCAAACCAUUGAGGGCUGCGCUUUUCCAUAAUGGCCAAAGAAUUCUCCAGGUGUCUAGUGUAAAGGAAUCUCCACAGGGUGUUACUCAGGUUUCUGGAUCAUUGUUGGUUCAACUCUCCGAAGAUGAUGAAAUUUGGCUUCAGAUUUUGAAUGGUUCUGCGAAUGGCCUGAUGGCUGAUGAAACUACUGAUUCCAUAUUUUCUGGCAAGCAUUCAAGCACUUCUAGGUUUCCCUCUUGCCUUUGUCAGCCUUGGCAGAGCAGCUGUUACCACUCUACUGUUCUGUUUGUUGCAGCAGUAAUGUGGGGCGUAAACUGGCGUUGGUCCAUCUUCAUCAUAAUGAACAUUGUUGCUGAGCUGAACAUAGAGGGUAAAAGUACCCCAUCCCCCAAGCACACUAAGAUCAAAGCCAUUGGAAUGGAAGUCACCGAAAAUCUUGACAUGUCUGUUGCCCCUCCCACUGAAGAUGGCCUUUUAACAGAAAUGGCCGAAACCAGUGACACGACGAUGGAACUGUCCACGCCAAACUACGCCUUCAGAACUGCCACCACGCUCUUUCCAUUUGAAAACUUUACCCUUGAUUCGGCUGACUUCUUCUUUAACUGUUGUGAUUGCUGUACUCCAACUGCAGGACAGAAAGGGGAACCCGGAGAACCUGGCCUGCAAGGGUUGAAAGGAGAGAUGGGAGAAAAAGGCCUUCCAGGUCUGGCAGGAAUUCCUGGGCUACAAGGCCCCAAAGGAUUCAAAGGAGAAAAAGGAGAUAAAGGAGAACAUGGUGACCAAGGAGCAAACGGAAUCCCAGGAUUUUCGGGCAAACCAGGAGAACAAGGUGAAAAUGGACUUAAAGGUGACAAAGGAAACUAUGGCCUGCCUGGAGUGAAGGGUCAAAAGGGUUCCAAGGGGGACACAUGUGAGAAUGGCACCAAAGGAGAUAAAGGAGACAAGGGAGAGCUGGGAUUGCCAGGGAUUGAUGGGGAACACGGAGAAAAAGGAGAUAAGGGGGAUGUUGGCGAGAAGGGUUACUGUGGUGAUCCUGGCGAAAAGGGGGAUAAGGGAGAAACAGGGGAAAUUGGACUUAAAGGGGAAAAGGGCAUCAAGGGAGAUAUGGGAGUAGAUGGCAUGCAUGGGGCAGACGGGCCAAGAGGAGAAAAGGGUGACCCAGGUGUCAGAGGUGAAAAAGGUGACCCAGGCCCAGUUGGGAUGACGGGACCUCCUGGGAUGAAAGGAUUUCCUGGUUUCAAAGGAACCCGAGGAACUCCUGGGAAAAAAGGUGCGAGAGGACCGAAAGGUUCAAAGGGGGAGGCCUCCAGCAUGCCAAGAUCAGCUUUCAGCGUGGGCUUAUCCAAACCUUUCCCACCCCCGAAUGUUCCUAUUAAGUUUGACAAGAUUCUUUAUAAUGACCAGGAGAAUUACAAUCCUUUAACUGGGAAAUUCAACUGCAGCUUUGCUGGGGCAUACAUCUUCUCUUACCAUAUGACCAUCAGAGGGCGGCCUGCUCGAAUUAGUAUUGUGGCCCAAAACAAGAAGAUGGUCAGAACUCGGGAGACUCUGUAUGGUCAGGAGAUAGACCAGGCUUCAUUCCUUACCAUUUUGAAAUUAAAUGUCGGGGAUCAGGUUUGGCUGGAGGUUACGCGGGACUGGAAUGGGGUGUACGUUAGUGCGGAAGAUGACAGCAUAUUCUCUGGCUUCCUUUUGUAUCCGGAUGAUGUAUCUGAAACCCUAUUAUAAGCGUGGCUUUAAGAGAAUUACC
Messenger RNA from Euleptes europaea (tarantolino), 2737 nucleotides. It is a transcript of the gene OTOL1, whose product is annotated as otolin 1. Gene Ontology annotation, molecular function: protein binding. Bases 1 to 2715 code for a protein of 904 amino acids. The record is from RefSeq and is a predicted model, not a curated record. Lineage: Eukaryota; Metazoa; Chordata; Lepidosauria; Squamata; Sphaerodactylidae. The transcript is spliced from 7 exons.